UGCUCAGCCCAGUGCUGCUCUCAAACGCCUUCCUGGCUCUUCAGCUCUCUAGAAAGAUGAAGACACUCCUGAUCUCCUGCCUCCUCUUGACCUUUCUGAAUCCAGGUGAGCAGAACCACAACUGCUGUGCUGAUCAUUCUGUUUCCAGGAAGGAACUAAGUGGGGGGUCAGCCAUUAAAGCAGGAGAAGAAAGGAACAAGGACUUGUGGUUCCUUUGAAAGGAGAGGAAUAAAGCAUAUGGUCAAGCUACAAGGGAUCCUCAAUCAUAGAUAGUUUCUUCCCAAUGUUUAUAUUUGUUUUUAUUUAACCAAAUCCAUACUGAGAGGUGCAGUAUCCCCAAGUCCAUUGGAGGAGCAAUGGGGCCAGUUGUCCACUCUUGGAUAAACCAGAAUCCUAGGUUUCAUCUACAACAAAGAGUAUGUUUCUUGAACUUUUUUGCUGUUUCCUUGCCUCAUUGUCCACUCAAAUUCUGCCCCUUCUUCCUGAAACUUUGUUCUCAAUAUUAAAUCUUUAUUUUACCAAAUGCAUACAGAGGUGUGGCAUCCCCAAGUACAUUGGGGGAGCAAAAGAGGCAGUAGUUCACUCUUCAAUAAACCAGAGUCCUAGCUUAAAUUUAAAGCAGUGGUGUCCAAACUUUUUUACAUGAGGGCCAGAUUUGAUGAAGAGAAAAGCUGUGGGGGCCGACCAAAGGGCCGACCAAAGUUUUUGAGCAUUUUUAGGACUGAAGUUGUUGAGGUUUUUUCAGGAUUUUACCCCAGGAAAAUAAACUGCCACAGGGGCCGGAUUAAACCGACCAGUGGGCCCCUGAAAUGGACUUUGGCCAUGCCUGAUUUAAAGCAAAGAGUAAGUUGCUUACAUUUGUAGAAACUUAUGAUAGGAUAGGAGACAAUGUAUAGGCACAAUUCUUCUCCUAUUUCGGAGCGGAAUUAUCCUGCCCCCCCCCAUGAAAUCUUUUAGUUUGCUGGUGUUACACACACCCCCAAUCUCUCAGUGGAGUCAGGUUCCAGGGGUACCAGAUGUGCUUACCAGAGUCUGUCAUGUUUGCUGGUGCUGAUGGGAGUUGUAGUACAACAUCUUCGGGAGGGUCCUUCUCUACUGGUCCUCUCCCUCAGACUGCAGGAGUCAUUUUCAACAAUCAUUCUCUGGUCUAUGCAAGGCCCACCCCCAUUCACAGAGUUUAAGAACUACAGAAGGAAUAUAUACUAGUUUGCAGAAACUAGUAGUCAAAUAGUGCCUCCAAUGUUGCAGAAAAAAUAUAUCAAUUGCGAAUGGUAAACAUGAAUUUAUCCAGUCCGCUUUUGAAGCUAUCAAAUUUGGUGGCCUUUGCUACCUCUCGUAAGAUGGAGUUUGUUUUUUUUUUAAAUAAUUUUUAUUAAAGUUUUAAACAAAGGGAAAAGAAAAAACAACACACACAAAAAAAACAAUACAAAAUUUAACAAUAAAAACACACAACAUAACAAUUUAAAACAAACUCUCUUUUACAUUCCCAAUUUUGAAUUACUUAUUUUCUGGACUUCCUCAUACCUCCCUCUUUUGUAUUCCAAUCUACAUUAUUUGUCCAGCAAUUUCUUUUCCACUUUUUAAACCCAAUCUUUAAUUUAAUAAAAUAUUAAACUAUAUAACAUAAACAUAAUCCUUGUUCUUAAUGUCAUAUACCUUUAAAUUUUUCCCAAUCUUAAUCUUUAAUCUUAAUCUAUCCUAGCUUUAACCUGUACAGCUGGAAACCACUUAUUUUCAAUCCAACAUCACUCUAACAUUCCUUAAUUUUGCAGUAUUUCUGAAGAUAGUCUUUGAAUUUCUUCCAAUCUUCCUCCAUCGACUCUUCUCCCUGGUCACGGAUUCUGCCAGUCAUUUCCGCCAAUUCCAUAUAGUCCAUAAGUUUCAUCUGCCAUUCCUCCAGCGUGGGAAGUUCUUGUGUCUUCCAAUACUUUGCGAUGAGUAUUCUUGCUGCUGUUGUUGCAUACAUAAAGAAAGUUCUAUCCUUUUUAACACCAUUUGGCCCACUAUGCCCAGGAGAAAGGCCUCUGGUUUCUUGGGAAAGGUAUACUUAAAUACCUUUUUUAAUUCAUUAUAUAUCAUUUCCCAGAAAACCUUAAUCUUUGGGCACGUCCACCAAAGGUGAAAAAUGUACCUUCAGUUUCUUUACAUUUCCAACAUUUGUUAUCGGGCAAGUGAUAAAUUUUCGCAAGCUUGACUGGGGUUAUGUACCACCUGUAUAUCAUUUUCAUAAUAUUCUCUCUUAAGGCAUUACAUGCCGUAAAUUUCAUACCAGUGGUCCAUAACUGUUCCCAGUCAGCAAACAUAAUGUUAUGUCCUACGUCCUGUGCCCAUUUAAUCAUAGCCGAUUUUACCGUUUCAUCUUGAGUAUUCCAUUUCAGCAGCAAGUUAUACAUUCUUGACAGAUUCUUAGUAUUGGGUUCUAACAAUUCUGUUUCUAAUUUCGAUUUUUCCACCUGGAAGCCAAUUUUCCUGUCUAAUUUAAAUGCCUCCAUUAUUUGAUAAUAAUGAAGCCAGUCUCGCACUUUGUUUUUUAAUUUUUCAAAACUCUGCAAUUUCAGUCUAUCUCCGUCUUGUUCCAAAAUUUCCCAAUAUUUCGGCCAUUUGACCUCCAUAUUGACCCUUUUCAAGGCUUUCGCUUCCAUUGGUGACAGCCACCUUGGGGUUUUAUUUUCUAGCAAAUCCUUAUAUCUUAUCCAAACAUUAAAUAGCGCUUUCCUGACAAUGUGGUUUUUAAAUGCUUUGUGAGCUUUGACCUUAUCAUACCAUAAAUAUGCAUGCCAUCCAAAUACAUUAUUAAAACCUUCCAAAUCCAAAAUGUCAGUGUUUUCAAGAAGUAGCCAUUCUUUCAACCAGCAAACAGCUGCUGAUUCAUAAUAAAGUUUAAGGUCUGGCAGGGCAAAUCCACCUCUUUCUUUUGCAUCUGUUAAAAUUUUAAAUUUAAUUCUAGGUUUCUUGCCCUGCCAGACAAAUUUAGAAAUGUCUUUCUGCCACCUCUUGAAACAGUCCAUUUUGUCCACGAUCUGCAAAGUUUGAAACAAAAACAGUUUGUAGCAGAGUUUGUAGCAGAAAGUGUUGUGUUCAUGUACCUUGACGCAGACCUAUUCUUCCUACACAGUUACUAAAGUUUUCUAAACCCAUUUUCCCCCUGUCUGCAGUGGUAACUCUGACAUGUGAGUCUUGUUUCGGUCAAGGAAAAGAUUGCAGAAAUGCCACCACUGAGGAGUGUGAUGAUUCCCGGGACCAAUCCUGCAUGUCUUCCCUUGGAGUUGGCAAACUGUGUAAGUGAGAAGAACUUUCAACCUCUUUGAUCACCAAAACGUAAACCCCCAGACUCACUUUCUAAGGCCAUAUCUUAGCCACAAGCCACGGAACAUGACUUUUCAUAAAGAAGUGUUCUAGGUUCUGCAUUGCCUGUAGGAGCAGGGAAGAAAUUCAAGUCAGUUCAUAUUUAAAGGUGUGUUUACUCAAUUGGCAGAACAAAACAAAACAUCCUUCAGAAUCUGCCCUUCUCCCAUUUUUGCAAUUCAGUUGUCCAGCCAUGUAAUCAAUAUACAAAUGCACGUACUAGGGUAAAGUGUGCAUAUAAGAACCUACAACAAAAUGAAGCGAAAGUCACCUAAUUCAUAAGAAGAGCUAAAAAUAAAGAUAGAAAAGAUGGAUAUCAGUAACAGCAACAAAACAAGCCAAACAAUACCCCAACCCAAGUGUUGGUUCAGCAGCCUCAGCUUUUGUAGUUGGAGUCAGUCUGUGUGGUUCCUAUCUCCCAGGCCAAGUGAAAAAUGACCUGCAAGGAAGAGAGCUAGUCCGCCAGGAUUCACAGCCAAUAUGGUCAACAAACAUCCCCCCACCCCCACGGGGGAAACCAUGACUGCUUAAAUCAGUAUGACCCUGCACAUAGGGCCUAAGAGUAAAAAUAACAUUCAGACUAAAUGUUGAUGGGGGGUGGGGGGGAGUUGGAAACUGAUAUGAAAAUGUGGAGAAAUGAACUUCAAAUAAGAAACCAAGAGAAACUGAUACUGACAUAUUGCCCCUUCCUAAUUGUCUGUGGCACAUGCUCCCUUUAUGAGCUCCACCAUCAACUCUCAUUGGUCCAGUUACAGGGUGGAUUUGAUUUAAAUCACAAUUUAAAUCACUAGUCAGUAAAACUUGAUUUAAAACAUUUUUUUACAUAAAGAUUCAUUCUUGCUGGUGUAAUCUUAAUAUUUACAACUAGAUGAAGGUUUUGUUUUUGGAAUAAUAAAUUUUCAGAGUAGUUUUUAAAGUUAUAUCAAAAAUUACUGAUUUGGUUAUACUAUUAGAAAAACAUUGACAAAUAAUUAUGAAAUUUUUGUGAGGUUUAAUAAAUUAGCUGUUUAUAUUUGGACUUCUUUUCUGCUGUAUUUUAUUGGAAGGAGAAAAAAUAAUCAUUUCAUUAAUAAUAAUUUAAAUAAUUUAUUUGACUAAAACAAUAACAUUAUAGCAUAUGUAUCAAUGUUUGUUAACUGCUUGGGUUAAGAGCACACCGCUGCCCUCGCCUCAGCCAAGCCCAAACCCCAACCUGCCGCUGGCUCACAUGAGCAAGUAUUGGGGCGGGGGCUCUGUUAAAGUGCUCCCCCUCCCUAGCUGCAAGAGCCCCCCCCCCGCUCCUGCUUGCACACAAGUAGAAGCGGAAUCUCAGCUGCUAAGCAGGGGAACUGCAAGCCAUGUCACCCUUUCCUGUUGAGGGGUCACGGCUGCCCACCUCUCAAUGGAGAAGUUUGAAGGAGCCCCCACCUUGUGUGAAUCAACAAUGGAGUGCAGGCUCCGGGCGGAGACAACCUUGGCUGCCACCUGGCUUCCUUUUUCAGCACAGGAGGAAAGACGGAGCCCACUCUGCCAGUCAAAGGCAGCCAGGCAGUGCAUGCAGCCCUGCAAGGCACAGGUAGGGUGGCUUUGCAGCCUGCGCUUUGCGAAUGACCACCCCACAAGGAAAGAGGCAGUGUGCCUGCACGGGCACCAGCGAGGCGGAGGGAGCCUCAGAAAGGAGCUCCGAGGUGAUAUUUGCUAAAAUGUAUAGAACUUAAGAUAAGGUAUUUUGGAACUGUAAGGAGAAGGAAGGGAAUUUCUUUCAAAUGUGGUGGAUGUGUCCUAAGAUUAAAGUCUACUGGGAUAUGUUAUAUAAAAUACAGUGGUGCCUCGCAAGACGAAAUUAAUCCGUUCCGCGAGUGUUUUCGUCUAGCGGUUUUUUCGUCUUGCGAAGCAACCCUAUUAGCGGCUUAACGGAUUAGCGCUAUUAGCGGUUUAGCGGCUAUUAAAGGCUUAUCGGCUUAGCGGAUUAGCUGCUAAAAGGCUAUUAAAGGCUUAGCGGCUUAGAUAAAGGGGGGGAGCGAAAAAAAAUCGCAAGACUCGCAAGACAUUUUCGUCUUGCUAAGCAAGCCCAUAGGGAAAUUCGUCCUGCGAAGCAACUCAAAAACGGAAAACCCUUUCGUCUAGCGGGUUUUCCGUCUUGCGAGGCAUUCGUCUUGCGGGGCACCACUGUACUUUUAGUAAAAAAACCAGAUGCUUUUUUAUUAGCGAUCAUAGGUGAAGAAAUUUCCCCAAAAAGACAUAAAUAUAUUUAUGCAUGCUACCAUGGCAGAAAGGAUACUUUUAGCCCAGAAAUGGAAGCAGCAGGAACUUCCAACGUUGGAAGAAUGCCAGACAAAGAUGACUGAAUACGCCAAGCUGGCGAGACUGACGGGGGGAAUCCGAAACCAGCUCAACGAACUGUUUUGAAAAGGACAGGUUAUGAUUUGAUACCUGUUUAUAAAUAUUAGAAGUACGUCUUUUAAGUAUGGAGAUAAGGUAAGUAGGGUGAUUUAGAGAUGUGAAGAUAAAAGUGAUUGCAUAUGGAAGUCAGGGAGGGGGACAGGAGGAAGUCAAAGCUCAAUUUGAGCAAAGAUAUAUGUGAUGAGGAAAUUUUAUUUGGUUGUUAUAAUGGAAAAAAGAAAUUUUAAUAAACAUUAUAUUAAAAAGAAAAGGGAAGGAGCUCCAAGGUCCCUACCACGAACAACAGGGACAUGGGGUGGCUCAAAUGGGGGAGAGGAACUGACGAGGAGGUGACAGAUCUUGCCUCCAAGGAUCAUACCACAGCUUCAAAGGCAGCAGCAGGCGAUGCUUUUCUUGAUGGUCAGAUCUCCUGCCCCCGUGGAUCAGCAAACAUAAGGUGAUCAUCAACCCUUUCAUCAUAGGUGGGCCAGCCCUAUCUCCAGGUCUAGUUAUUUCCUUUUCCAAUUCUUUUAUAGCACUUUUGGGGUCAACAAUGGUUCUCAAGUCCUGCAUCGAUACAGAGUUGUGCGAUGUAGGCUAUGGCAGUGCCUCCAUAACCUCAUCACUGUACAUCCAGAGCAAGGCCUCCUGCUGCAAAACAGAUAUGUGCAACAGCGGACCUCCCGAAAGUAAGUAUCAUCAUCAGGAAAGAUGAUCUCACAAAACUCAAGCAAUGAGAGAGGUCAAAGAAAGACAAACAAGUUUUUGGCAGUAUCCUGAUGUCAGGGACUGGCUAGACAAGGAGGAGUGGUGGCAGCCAGUCGCUCCAGGAGGUGCCUGAGGGUGACACUAGGAAAGAACAUUUCAAACCUGAUUCAGACUGGUGGGACAGGGAGGAGCCACUGACAGAGGGAACCAGCAGGGAAGCAUUGGAGCCAUAGUAUGGGGGUGGUGGGAACUAAUAGAACAAAACCCAAAAUAUCAAUAAGAAGAUUACCUGAACAACAUGCAUCAUCUAUUAGCAAAAAUUACAAGGGAGCGUCACAGUUUUACCUUAGUCCUAGAAACACCCCUCCCAUAAUGCUACUCACAGUUCCUCUCCUGCAGCAGCUUCUGGUAUUUACAUCCUAUGCUUUCCUGCAAAAAGCUUGAGCUCCCGCUCACCAUUUUAGCCUCAAAACAUCCUGUGAAAUAGGUUAGGCUGAGAGAUGGUUCCUGGUCCCAAGUCACUCAGCAAGUGUCAUGGCUACAGUGGAAUUUGAACCCUGGUCUCCUAGAUUCUAGUCCAACUCUCUCACCACUUCACAUCACUGGUUCAUUGGUUUCCCAGAGUUCUAGCCCCCAAACCUAGAGUGACCCAUUUUCUUUGAUGCAUUUGCAUUUGUAGAGAUAUUUUAGUGGGACAGACUGGUAAGGCGAUCACUCGUAGCCAAGUAAGAUUGUCUUUCAUAAACACGGUUUUAACAAUGAGCCCGUAAAUGACUGUGGAGGCCAAUUCUGGAACCACAUGUCCUUCCACAAUGGGGACAUUGGUUUCUGGGCGGGAGUUGAUCACGGUGUGGAUAUCCAAGCAUGCCUUCCUCUUAGCACAUUUCUCCCUUACAUCCUGAGUUCGAGUGUCUUCAAAGCCCAUGACACCUUUGGUAAAGGCUGUUCUCCAAUUGAAGCGCUCGCAGGCCAGUGUUUCCCAGUUGUCGGUGUUUAUACUUCAUUUUUAAAGAUUUGCCGUCAGAAAGUCUUUAAACCUCUUUUGUUGACCACCAGCAUUUCGCUUUCCAUUUUUAAGUUCAGAAUAGGGUAGUUACUUUGGGAGACGAUCAUCAGGCAUCUGCACAACAUGACCAGUUCAACGAAGAUGAUGUUGAAGAAUCAUUGCUUCAAUACUGGUGGUAUUUGCUUCUUCCAGUACACUGAUAUUAGUUCGCCUGUCUUCCCAAGUGAUGUGGAAAAAUUUUCAGAGACACCGUUGAUGAAAUCUUUCGAGGAGUUGGAGAUGGUGUUUAUAAGUGGUGCAUGUUUCACAAGCAUACAGUAAGGUUGGUAGUACAAUAGCUUUGUAAACAAGCAUUAUGGUUUCCCUGUGAAUGUCCCGGUCCUUAAACACUCUGCACUUCAAUCAACAGAAAGCUGCACUCGCAGAGCUCAGGGAUGCUGGAUUUCAACAUAAGUACUAGCCCUUAUGGAAACUGUCUAGGUAGGAGAAGUGAUUGACAUUUUCCAACAUUACACCAUUGAGUUGGAUUUGUGGAGCUGCAUUUUGUACUUGUUGGUGCAGUACUUUGUUUUUUGGGAUGUUGAGCGACAGGCCAAACUUUUCGUAAGCUUCUGGGAAGAUAUUUAGGAUGGUUUGGAGGUCAUCCUGUGAGCGUGCACACACUACAUUGUCAUUAGCAUACUGAAGCUCUAUGAUGGAAGUUACUGUAACCUUACUCUUUGCUUUCAGCCUGCUCAGAUUGAAGAACUUUCCAUCUGUUAAAUAUAUGAUUUCUACUCCGGUGGGGAGUUUCCCUUCGACAAUGAUAAUUGUCAGAUCAUUUGUAGGAUCAUGGCAAUGAAAACAAUGAAUAGAGUUGGGGCAAUAACACAACCCUGUUUAACACCUGAUCCCACUGUGAAUGGUUCACUUUGAGAGCCAUUGCUAUCUGCGAUUGUUGCUGUCAUAUUAUCAUGGAGGAGUCGGAUGAUGUUUACAAAUUUAUCUGAGCAGCCAAGUCUCAGAAGGACAGUCCACAGGGCAUUAUGAUUUACAGUGUCGAAAGCCUUAGGUCAAAAAACGACACAUACGGGGGUUGGUUUUGAUCUCUGCAUUUUUCUUGAAGCUGUUGAGUGGUGAAAAUCAUGUCCACUGUCCCCCUAGAAGGCCGAAAACCAUUUUGGGAUUCAGGAACGGUCACCUCGGAUAUUGUUAAGAGAUGGUUUGCUAAGAUCCUUGCAAGAAUUUUGCCACCUGCAGCUAAUAGAUGCCUCGAUAGUUUCUGCAAUCAGUUCUGUCACCUUUUUUUUUUAAAAAAAAAAAAAGAUAAUUUUGGCAUCCCUAAAGUCUGCUGGGAUCUCUUCUCUCUCCCAGAUUUAUUUUUUUAAAAUAAUAUUUAUUGGGGAAAAAAUUUUAAAAAUUACAAUAAAAAAAGACAAUACAGAAAAAAGAAAAAAGAAAACCAUCAUUCUCAAAUUCUCCACUUUCAUUACCUUCUUUCUUUGACCUCCUCCUCCUCCCUUUUCUUGUAUCCUGAUUAAUAAUCAUCGCAGCAAAUCCUUUCCAUAAUUCAUAGUAUUCUGUCAUUACAUUACCUUAAUCUAUUUUCAUCUUAUCUUAUAGAAACCCUUAAAGCUUAAAAUUUUAAAUCUUAUUUUUACCAACUUCUCAUAACCAUAACGUUUUACAUUACCUUAAUCUAUUUUCAUCUUAUCUUAUAGAAAACCUUAAAGCUUAAAACUUAAAUCUUAUUUUUACCAACUUCUUGUAAUCAUAACAUUUUUACCUCAUUCUUUAAACAUUUUUGCAAGAGCCAAGUAAUUUCAUUUCAACAUUUUUCUAAUAUUCAUCAAUUUUAUAAAACAAUCCUAAUGGUAAAAAGAGAAAUAAAAACAAUCCAGUCUUCAUCCAGCGUCCCUUCCUCCUGGUCCCGGGUUUGUCAGUCCUUUUUAUCCCAUUGAUCUAGCACAUUAACCUGGUAAUCUUAUAUCCGAGGCCCUCAAGUCACUUCCAUGUCCCUUCCGCAGCUCUUCUUCAUAUUUUCCUUUCACUCGUGGGAACUCCAGCUUGUUAAUGUUUUGGACCCUUUUCAACAAGUCGGCCCCUUUUCCAUAGUCCAGACUAAACUCCAUGUAGUAUUUAAAGACAUGUUUCAGAUUCCCUCCAAAAUUGAGAGCCCCCACAGCUCCAAACAUCUGACAGCCCAUUGCCAGACUCGAAAAGUCCAUUUUAGGGGGGUCUAUCCAACCCCCCAUUUCCAAGCCAAACCAAACUUUAUCUUUCCAAAUCUGGCUUUUUCCAAGUUCAUUUGUCAAAUCCAAGAGUUCAUGUUCCUGCUGGGCCGCAGCUCCCUCCAUCUCUGGCGCUCGAGAUUCAGCAACAUCCUCUUCUCUUAACUGUUCUGUCAUGGCACACUCCUGUUUUAGUUCCUGGGUGGGCUCCACAUAGUUUCCCACUACCUGUUCAAAAGUUCUGACCGCAUUAGUCAUCAAAUCAGUCUUCUGACUUAACUGAUCCAAUAGGGCAUUUACUUUACAGAGAGCACACAACAGUGCUUCUGAAAACAUUGUCCUGCAAGGUCACAAGUCCUUUCCCACGGUUGUAAUCUGUGGCAGCUGCAAGCUCCCUGGAAUUAGUUACAGUUUCACAGUCCCCCUCUAGGAGGAAAACUUCUGGUUGUUCUUUCUUUUAAGAACAAUAGCAACAAAGUUUCUUUUUUUAAAAUACUUUGUCAAUAUUUGUUCCUUUAAAAUACGAAAGGAAACAAUGGGAUCACAAUGUUACUCUUCUUUUAGCUAUCUGUCAAAGACAUUUGUCUCUGGUCAAUGAGCUUCAAACGUCAACUCUGACACCCCGCUCCAGGAUCAGGACGGUGGAAAGUUACUUUGCUUUAAACUCACUUCUGCAGGUUUAAACAGUCCAAAAAAGGUCCCCCUUCUUCUCCUGCUACCGAAGGGGGGUUCAACAAUUUUAAAUGAUGAAAACCAAUCUCUCCCAGAUUUUUUUGAUGAGCUUGUGAAGUUGUUGUGUAAGUUCAAUUUCACCCACUUUGAAGACUUUGGCAGGUAUCCCCUCAGGUCUGCUGGUUUUUUUGUUUUUCAUAUGGUUAAUAGCUGUACACAACUCUCCCAGAUUUGGAGAUACUGCAAGCUCAUCUCUAACUUGUUUUUGCAGAAUUUGUGAGAGGACCUCAGCAGCUACGGGGGAGUUGCAGUUAAGGAGAUGUCGGUAAUGUUCUUUAAAGCUGUGUAAUAGCUUCUUUAUCUUUUAGAAGUGUGAUACCGUCUGCUGAGUGUAGGGGGAAUAUGCCAUGAUUUAUUCGCCCAUAGAUGGUCUUUGUGGCUUUGUUCACAGGCUGCAAUAAUGGAUGUUUUUAGCUUGGUCCAGUGUUCCUAGAUAUUAUCAGGGAAUUCUGAAAGCAGAUGGCCCUUAAGAGUGAUUUGGAAGCAAUCCCACUUAAUGGGAUCUUGAAGGGCUUGGGUGUUCAUUUUGCGCCUUGUUUUCCUCCCUUAAAGCCUACGUUAAGGUAUAAUAUUGAUAGCCAUUGUGGAGCAUAUUAGUCAGUGAUCUGUCCAGCAGUCGUCAGCACUCGUCAUAGCUCUGGUAAGGAGCAGUUCACGGCGAUCUUUAGCACAGACAAUAACAUAGUCUAAGACAGCGGCAGGCAACCUAAGGACCAUGGGCCGGAUGUGGCCCAGUCACCUUCUCAAUCCGGCCCAUGGAUGGUCCAGGAAUCAGCGUGUUUUUACAUGAGUAGAAUGUGUCCUUUUAUUUAAAAUGCAUCUCUGGGUUAUUUGUGUGGCCUGCCUGGUGUUUUGACAUGAGCAGAAUGUAUGCCUUUAUUUAAAAUGCAUCUCUGGAUUAUUUGUGGGGCAUAGGAAUUCGGUCAUAUUUUUUUUCAACCACAUGGUCUGAGGGAUGGUGGACCAGCCCAUGGCUGAAAAAAGGUUGCUGACCCCUGGUCUAAGAGGUGCCAGUGGUUUGACCGAGGAUGCCUCCAGGGAGUUUUAAAUUUAUUUUUCUGUCAAAAGAGUGUGUUGGUAGUAACAAGGUUGUGCGCUGCACAUAUCGUCAAAAGUAAGAUACAGUUCUGGUUGCUGUUGCCAAUUCCUUCUUUCCCAAUAGUCCCAGGCCACCGGUUGAAAUCUCGCCCAACUCCUGCAUUAAAAUCAUCCAGGAGGAUGAGUUUAUCUUCCUUAGGCAUCUCUGAUAGAGCGGUAUCCAGCUGAGAGUAAAAAUUUCCUUUAAUGUCUUCAUCGGCAUCCAGUGUUGGUGCAUAAGCACUUGUAAGAGUAGCCUGUUGGUUUUUGGUGUGCUUUAUUCGAAGGGUUGAGAGUCACUCAUUAAUGCCGGUAGGGACUUCUGACAGGAGCUUCAGAAGAUCAUUUUUGAUAGCGAAGCCUACUCCAUGUAUCCGAAGUUCUUCUUCAGAUAGACCUUUCCAGAAGAAAGUGUAGUCUCCUUUUUCUUCCUUCAGUUGUCCCUCGCCUGCUCUUUGAGGCUCUUGAAGCGCUGCAAUAUUGAUGUUGAAACAUUGCAGCUCUCUUGCAAUGAUGGCAGUUCUGUAUUCAGAGCGCUCGCUAUCUGUGUUAUCUGCCAAAGUCUGUAUAUUCCAUGUUCCAAAAUUCAAUUGUGUUUUACAACCGCUAGGUGGUGACCCCACUGGGCGCGGUCGUCCAGUCAGGGGGAAAGGGAGGCAGACUAUGUUUAGGGCACCUUUUCUAGUCCCUCCCCCUUUCCAGGGUGAUCAGAGUGGAUCCUAAAAAGGGCUGCUCAGUCAUGGAUACAGCUGCCGAGCUGCUCAACUGCCUCAUUCCUUGGGUCAGAGUGGCUGAAUAUGUAUCUACCGCCCAUGUGCUGGUUCAUGACUAGGGGCUUCCAGAUUUCAUGCUCCUGCCCCCGUUACCAUUUGCCGAUCGCCAGGGGACUUUUGGGGUUUGAGUUUGGGAUGGGUUUUUGGAAGACACCAGUACAUGAAUUUGUUUUGUGUGUGUAGAUCAGUGCAUGCUGACCAAGGCACAAUCUUUGCAUCUGCAUCAAUAUGCAGAUGAUACCCAGCUCUACCUCUCUUUCAAAUCAGAACCAGUGAAGGCGGUGAAGGUCUUGUGUGAGUGCCUGGAGGUGGUUGGAGAAUGGAUGGCGGCUAAUGGAUUGAGGUUGAAUCCUGACAAGACAGAAGUACUGUUCUUGGGGGACAGGGGGCGGGCAGGUAUGGAGGACUCCUGGUCCUGAAUGGAGUAACUGUGCCCCUGAAAGACCAGGUGUGCAGCCUGGGAGUCAUUUUGGACUCACAGCUGUCCAUGGAUGCGCAGGUCAAUUCUGUAUCCAGGGCAGCUGUCUACCAACUCCACCUGGUACGCAGGCUGAGACCCUACCUGCCCGCGGACUGUCUCGCCAGAGUGGAGCAUGCUCUAGUUAUCUCCCGCUUGGACUACAGCAUUGAACUACUGCAAUGCGCUCUAUGUGGGGCUACCUUUGAAGGUGAUCCGGAAACUGCAAUUAAUCCAGAAUGUGGCAGCUAGACUGGUGACUUGGAGUGGCCGCCGAGACCACAUAACACCAGUCUUGAAAGACCUACAUUGGUUCCCAGUAUGUUUCCGAGCACAAUUCAAAGUGUUGGUGUUGACCUUUAAAGCCCUAAACAGCCUCGGCCCAGUAUACCUGAAGGAGUGUCUCCACCCCCAUCGUUCUGCCCGGACGCUGAGGUCCAGCGCCGAGGGCCUUCUGGCGGAUCCCUCAUUGCGAGAAGCAAAGCUACAGGGAACCAGGCAGAGGGCCUUCUCGGUAGUGGCGCCCACCCUGUGGAACGCCCUCCCAUAAGAUAUCAAAGGGAUAAACAACUACCUGACAUUCAGAAGACAUCUUAAGGCAGCCCUGUUCAGGGAAGUUUUUAAUGUGUGUCAUUUUAGUGUAUUUUUGGUCUCUGUGGAAGUCGCCCAGAGUGGCUGGGGAAACCCAGCCAGAUGGGCGGGGUACAAAUAAUAAAUCAUCAUUAUUAUUAUUAUUCACAGUAGGGCUCUGUUCCGAUGGCAUGAGUAGUCACAAUGAACCGGUAGAUUCCUAUCUGCUGCAGCCCUUAUCUGCCUUCACAGCCGUUGUAACAUACCGCUUGUUAUCAUCCACCUGUUGCCCUCUGCCGUUGAGGACUUUUUGGAUCAUUCUUUGUCUAGCUCCUUCCCUUUGACCUUACCGCCUUGGGUGACCCUGUUAGGAGUACAGGAUUCCUGAUGGCUUUGCUCACAUGGGUCAUAGGAAUGUGGAAGCCCACUCACCACAACAAGGUGAUGAUCCAGCAAGUGAGAAGGCAGUAUGAUACCUCUGGAUUGGCCAGGCCUUCUACAAACAUCUGCAACGUGGGCUUCUGCCUUCACCAACAGAACAGGACUUUCUAAGAGGAUAUCUGCAUUAUUUAAUAACAUAGCAUAGUAAAAGAAAAACUGAACAUAGAACAAAACCAAAAACCAUGUAUCAAUAACAAGAUUACUUGAACAACAUGCAGCAUUCAUGAGCAAAAAUUACAAGGGAGCUUCACAGUUUUACCUUAGUCCUAGAAACAUUCCUGUGCGAUGUUACUCACAGUCCCUCUUCUGCAGCAGCUUCUGAUAUUUACAUCCCUACUCUUUUGUCCAAAGAGCUUGAGGUGGCAUUUCUGGCUCUCCUGCUCACCAUUUUAGCCUCAAACACCCAUGUGAAAUAAGUCAGGCUAAGGGGCAGUGUCUGGCCCCAGGUCACCCAGCAAGUUUCGUGGCUCAAGUACAGAUUGGAACUCUGGUCUACUCCCACCCUUGUUCCUGAUGUAGAUGUUCACAUUCCCUUGUUCCUGAUGUAGAUCUUCACUCACCCCUCCCUUCUUGUUGGGAGGAGGCACCAUUUUGUGGUUUGCCUUAGUAUUCUCAACACCCUGGUGUAUGUUUUUAUUGUAAACACUAUGACAACACUAGGACAAAGAAUUCUGGGAGUGGUAAUUUCUUAAGGGUGCUGAGAGUUAAUUGGGAAACACCGAUUCCCCUCACAGAGCUAUGGAUUAACAAACAAACAAACCCCACACAAUAGUUCUUAUUAGCUCCCAUUUUUUCUUAGGUGAAAUCAUUAUUUUACCAAAACUAAGCACAUGUUUUCCAGAAGUGAUUUUUUAAGUAUAAAAUUACUAAGAGUUUUCUUUCUCUUUCCCGCUCUCAGGAAGAGGGCCAUUUUGUAGAAUCUUAUCAUUUGUGUGCAUCUGUGGCUGCCAUUUUGUCUCUCAGAAUGCCCCCCAGUGGUGCUCAGUGCUAAGCCCAAUUGCUUUAAGUGGUAUCCCUUUGCUUGAAAUGUAUGCUGUGAAUGUGGCCCCAGUCAGAAAUCUCUUGCACCAUGCCUUAAAGUAGCCCUGGAUGAAUGGAGCAUGGCUGAAGCACUCCGCUUGGAGAAGUGUUGGAAGGUGGUACGGAUCCAUCUUGGAAGGGGAAGCACAAUUCCCACCCCUCACAUACAGCAAGUUGUGGUUUGCAUCUGCAAAAGAAAUACAUUGACUAAUUGCAAUGUUGGUGUGGUGUGGUGAUUGUUUUCCAGUGCCUGAGAGUGACACGAGGGAGCCCAAUGGGCUGAAGUGCCCGAGUUGCUUCUCCAUCUUUUCAGACAAUUGUGAGGGCAAUAAGACCGUCAGCUGCAGAAAUGAGGAGGAUCAAUGCUUCUACGCUGGGGGUCGCAUGAAGUUUGGUGAGUCUUGUAUAAUGGAGUGCAGCUAGGGCCCCAUCUUUAAGGAAGUAUCAUGCUACUUUGAGCAGUCAUGACUUCCCCUAAAAGACGCUAGGAUACUUUGUUUAUUAAGGGUGCUGAAAGUUAUUAGGAGACCCAUGUUGCCCUCACAGAGUGUCUGGGAUGGGCAGGAGCCCAAGGAGGAGGGAUGUGUGCGCAGGGAGGUGGGAGGAGGAGGAGAAUACAGGGAAGGGCUAGUAAUUUCUGCAGUUCUUGCCGGGAACCCUGCGCCAGUUUAUUCCAUUUUAUUCCCCAGCAACACCUUAAAAGCCUAUUCAGAUAGGGACAUGCUCUAUUCCCUUUUGCUGUUCAUUCGAUUGAGUUUUAAAUGUUUUAAUGGUUUUAACUGCUUUUAUUGGUAAUGUAAAUAUUUCUUGUAAACCCCUAGCAGUUUUUACUGCAAUCAAGCGGUAUAUAGUUUUUGUUAAAUAAAAAUACAUCUUAAAAUUUGCACUUUAAAUUGGAGGGGGCAGGAUGGAGACCCACAGGCCCAGGGGCCAAACGCAUUCCUCUAGGACUCUCCCUGGCCCUUUGGAUCCUCCUUAUCCACACCUCCUCACCCUAGGCCACACCCCUCACAAGCCCCACUUCAUACCCUACCUGUAUGCUUUGGCCUGGCUGGAUUGUUGCCCCUGAAGUCUUGGUUACCUGGAUGGAGGACGGGGGGGUGUUGAAUGUAUGUAUAAAAUAGCCUGCCAUGUAAAGGUGGAUUUUACAUAUGUUUCCAUUGGCCAGUGGACCUCCCAGAAGGUCACCCAGACUGGAAAACAGCUCUUGGUCUGAAAAACGUUGCCCACCGUUCUGUUUGAGGAGGAGGGUUUUGGAUUUCAAAAAUAUGUGUGUGCUUUUUUUUCCAACAGGGGGAAGCAGCCUGAUUGGUGCUCUCCGAGGCUGUGCAACAGCUAGUAUGUGUGACUACAGUCAGGAGAUACUGAUGACUUAUCUUAAAUCAUUGGGAUAUGAGAUCACUCAAUUAGAGUGUACUGACGCAAUGGACAAUGAUGCCAACGAGCUGUAGCUGAGGGAAGGCAAACCUCCACCGCCCCGAAGAACCCACCUUUUAUGGAAAUUGACGGCCUAAUGGUUGAAGCAGGGGUGGUCUCAGCCUGAGGACUCCCAGGCUUUCUUUCCAGAAGUCUAGAAGCUCCUCCUCAAAGACAGGCUGUAUUUGACUUUCA
Molecule: messenger RNA, 16311 nt
Organism: Podarcis lilfordi (Lilford's wall lizard)
Lineage: Eukaryota; Metazoa; Chordata; Lepidosauria; Squamata; Lacertidae
Source: the annotation of a GenBank genome assembly